GAGGUGUCCACUGACUGGCCCACUGGGAAACUUCAGUCGCCGCAAAGAUUUGCCGCAUUGUCCCUAUUUCCGGGAUUUGGACGUCGAAGAUUCUCCGCCAAUCACACGCCGCGCCGUCCUCGCCAUUCGGCAAGACUUGGCACCGUUAGCGACCUUGGGCCAGCAGGGGGGGUCUCUCGUCUCUCACCUCUCACCCUCCUCGUACUCUCACUCGUACAUGGUACUCUUACUUUCACUUUCACUUCCAUUCUCAACCCCUACUAUCGCUCUCGCCUCUCACCACCACCACCCGUCAAUACUGUGUAACCACACGCACACACACGCAUACAAACACAAACACACAUACACACACACACUCUCUCUCUCUCUCUCUCUCUCUCCCCCAUGUAUCUUUACACCCGGGCAGAGCAGACGCACCCAAUGCCACCUUAUCUCUUCUUAGCCUGAACCGGCGGAGCUUCCCCCCCUUCGCACGCUGCCUGGGAUUCACUGCCAAUCUGGCGCUUCGAAAGACAUCUCGGCAAAGUCUGGCUCUAUUGAUAAUAGUAUCAUUGCAGACGGGCAGCUGUUACCUAACUCCGACCAGGGCGGUAUCCACAGCACGUCGGUGCUUCUCCUCGUGAAACGGCUGCUUGUCAUCCGACGAGGGGACCAGCUCUAACAAGCGGCGUUGCCUACAUUCGCUUAUAUCGGCUGUCUCUGCUACAGUGCUCCCCAUUCGUACUGCUUCGCGCAACCAACGAUAAAAGGGAGCCCAAGAGUGGAAUCAACAUCGGCAAAUACUUGAUUGGGCUCUGCCACCGGCUAUAUCGCCACCCAUUGACCGCACACACUCAUUCCAUACACACCAUGCCUGCUGGCACCAUCACCGCGCGGGUAGCCGUCUUCUGGAAGCCCGCGGGCCUGCAGCCGGCUGAAGGCGGACGGGGAUCGGCCUCAUCUUCCCAUCUGUGACACCAUGGAAGACGGGAAAUUUUCACAAACGGUCCAGCUUCAGCUCCGGGAAACCUGCAGCCACUCGGGCGUAGGUAGCGCCGGGGCCCGGGAUCGCGAAACCUCUCUCAGCAUGCUGCAUCUUCGGUCAUCCUACCUGUGGCCUACAACCACUGCAGCCGGCAUACGUACCUAGCCGCUGCUGCAGAUGCCAAUAUGUGCGCCCUCGGAGAAAAAGAAAAUUGAGGGGGGAGGGGGGGUCGCCCUCUACGGAUGCUGCCCGUCCACCCAUCCAUCCAUCCAAAACAAUGAUACGCUGCCCUGUUGCGCAGUGGUAACGACUCCGAGAGGUCCAAAGCGGCCGAAAGGUGGAGCUGGCCAAUCCUCGUGUCUCUUGAUUCCUCUUCUCGUUCUACAAAUGUUUCCUCCAAAUUGCUUCAUCGUUCCGGAAUGUCACAUCAUUCCGGCAGGUUCACAUCCACGCUCCCCCUUGUGCCUCACGACAAUUCGUGGAUCUCUACAUGUCGUCCUCCGCCCCCCCCCCCCUCGAGUGGGACGAGGGACGAGGACGACCCCCGUUACCAUCGCCUUAUCUUGA
This is a messenger RNA of Colletotrichum destructivum, 1531 nucleotides long. RefSeq lists its product as uncharacterized. NCBI's taxonomy places the organism in Eukaryota, Fungi, Ascomycota, Sordariomycetes, Glomerellales, Glomerellaceae. The transcript has a single exon. The record is from RefSeq and is a predicted model, not a curated record. The coding region runs from base 1142 to 1531 and encodes 129 amino acids.